UGUGAUAGGCCAUGUGCCGCCCCGUCUCGAAGAAUCAGUCGCUCCACACCGCUGUCCUGUCCUCCACACGUUAUAUCAUUCAGAGCGCCAGACGUGCAAAUUGUACCACCUGCUAGCCUUCAAACUCACAAAGAUGUUUCGUUUACCGACAGUCAUGAGGCAGGUGAGGCCAGUGUGCAGGGCUCUGGCCCCUCACCUCACACGAGCCUACGCUAAGGAUGUAAAGUUUGGAGCUGAUGCCCGCGCCCUCAUGCUGCAGGGAGUGGAUCUGUUGGCUGAUGCUGUGGCUGUUACCAUGGGCCCAAAGGGCCGCACAGUCAUUAUCGAGCAGAGCUGGGGCAGCCCAAAGGUCACCAAGGACGGUGUGACGGUGGCCAAGAGCAUCGACCUGAAGGACAAGUACAAGAACAUCGGUGCCAAGCUGGUGCAGGAUGUGGCUAACAACACCAAUGAGGAGGCUGGUGACGGCACUACCACCGCCACCGUCUUGGCACGUGCCAUCGCCAAGGAGGGCUUUGACACCAUCAGCAAAGGCGCCAACCCGGUGGAGAUCCGCCGCGGUGUCAUGUUGGCUGUGGAGACGGUCAUCAGUGAGCUGAAGAAGCUCUCCAAGCCAGUCACAACCCCAGAGGAGAUUGCACAAGUCGCUACCAUCUCAGCCAAUGGAGAUGAAGAGAUUGGCAACAUCAUUUCCAAUGCCAUGAAGAAAGUGGGCCGCAAGGGAGUCAUCACUGUCAAGGACGGGAAGACGUUGCACGAUGAGCUGGAGAUCAUCGAGGGUCUGAAGUUCGAUCGUGGUUACAUCUCUCCCUACUUCAUCAACACAGCCAAAGGUCAGAAGUGUGAGUUCCAAGAUGCCUACCUGCUGCUGAGUGAGAAGAAGAUCUCCAGUGUCCAGAGCAUCGUACCUGCCCUGGAGAUCGCAAACCAGCACCGCAAACCCCUGGUCAUUGUGGCCGAGGAUGUGGAUGGAGAGGCCCUGAGUACCCUGGUUCUCAACAGGCUGAAGGUUGGGCUCCAGGUGGUGGCAGUCAAGGCUCCAGGCUUUGGAGACAACAGGAAAAACCAGCUGACGGACAUGGCCAUUGCCACUGGAGGCACUGUGUUUGGUGAUGAGGCUCUUGGCCUGGCCCUGGAAGACAUCCAACCUCAUGACUUUGGCAAGGUUGGUGAGGUGCAGGUGACCAAGGAUGACACCAUGCUGCUUAAGGGAGGGGGCAGCUCGGCCGCCAUCGAGAAGCGGGCAGCGGAGAUCAUUGAGCAGCUGGAGAACACCACCAGUGACUACGAGAAGGAGAAACUCAAUGAGAGGCUGGCCAAGCUGUCUGACGGAGUCGCUGUUCUCAAGAUUGGAGGAACAAGUGAUGUGGAGGUGAAUGAGAAGAAGGACCGUGUGACAGACGCUCUGAAUGCCACGCGGGCGGCUGUAGAAGAGGGCAUCGUACCCGGCGGAGGCUGUGCCUUGCUACGUUGCAUCCCUGCCCUCGACGCCAUCAAACCUGCCAACCAGGACCAGAAGAUUGGUGUGGAGAUCAUCAGGAAGGCUCUCCGUAUCCCUGCCAUGACCAUCGCUAAAAAUGCAGGUGUGGAGGGCUCAUUAGUAGUGGAGAAGAUCCUGCAGGGAGGAGCUGAGCUGGGCUACGAUGCUCUGCAGGGAGAGUACGUCAACAUGGUGGAGAAAGGCAUCAUUGACCCCACCAAGGUGGUGAGGACAGCACUACUAGAUGCUGCAGGAGUCGCCUCCCUGCUUUCCACUGCUGAGGCUGUAGUAACAGAGAUCCCCAAGGAGGAGAAGGAGAUGCCGGGAGGCAUGGGCGGCAUGGGCGGGAUGGGAGGCAUGGGCGGCAUGGGUGGCAUGGGUUUCUAAGCCAGCCCUCCUGAAGUGCUGUACAGACUAAUAGGCAGAGUGGUGCUGGAGGUGGCCGAGUGGCAAACGAUCCUCCCCAGACUCCGCCACCCCUCCACCAAAACUCGCCCAAAACUGACUGGCCAUGAGUUUGUUGGAGCUGCAAAUGAUUCAUGAAACCCAUUACUUCUCAUGAUUCUGCCUAGUCCCUCUCUCUACUGGUUUCUGGAAGAGCCAGCCUCGCCUGACCCGGCACUUCUCCGUCCCAUUCCUCUCCCGGCCCACCCAUACAUCCAGUCUGCUCAGUUGCUGUGGAUGGGAGCCCAGCGAUCCCUGUGGCUGCACCAGAACCCUGUUCACACCUCUGCCCUGUCCAACAAACUAUCAUCAUGCACACAAUACUCAUGUUGUUCAAAAUGUAAAAUGCUCAACAAAAAGAAUAAUGCAAAUGCUGGUUAUAGCAUCUUGAUAUUCUAUGGGCUAGUACUUAUUAAAAAUGGUCUGUGAUUUAUGGAAAUGAGACUUGACAGAAACUAACAUAGUGUACUUAUUAAAGAUGAUGUUUAUUACUACAAAGAGAGGAGGGGAUCAGUGGAGAAAAGAAACCUAGCCAAGCCAGGAAUGUGUCACUGUCAUUUACUUUUGUUGUAAUGUUUUGUUAAUUCUCAUUGUUUUUUUUAUAUCUGCAUGGUUUUACCCAGUUAAUGUUUUGAGUGGGUUAAAACCUAAACCAUUCACUGAGUUAAUUAAACCAAUUUUCUUGCAGAC
Messenger RNA from Myripristis murdjan (pinecone soldierfish), 2614 nucleotides. It is a transcript of the gene hspd1, whose product is annotated as heat shock 60 protein 1. Bases 134 to 1867 code for a protein of 577 amino acids. Gene Ontology annotation, biological process: protein refolding. Gene Ontology annotation, molecular function: ATP binding; ATP-dependent protein folding chaperone. The record is from RefSeq and is a predicted model, not a curated record. NCBI's taxonomy places the organism in Eukaryota, Metazoa, Chordata, Actinopteri, Holocentriformes, Holocentridae. The transcript is spliced from 11 exons.